AUGCUUGAAUUUACGCUUAAGUUUUUGAGUGGUGACAGUCGAAAGUAUGAAGUCGAUGAAUCGACAAAUGUACGUCAAUUUAAAGAACGUUUACGUGAUGAACUGAGUAUCCCUAUCGAACGACAACGUUUGAUUUUUCAAGGCAAAGUUUUACAAGAUGAAACAAAACUUAUCGAUAGCAAUAUUCAAAAUAAAACGUUACAUUUUGUUGAACGUGCCGAGCCCAUACCACCGCCAGGUCCUAAUCAUGGAUCUGGUAAUACAAUUAAUAAUAUGGAUACUCGCACCCAUGAUGGUGGAAUAAAUCAAGCAAUGUUGGAUGAAGUGAACGAAACAACAAGUAUUUUCAUUAAUGCUUUUCCGGGUGCCGCAAAUUUACAACCAAAUGAUAUUCAAAGUUUAGUACAAAAUUUACUUAAUGAUCUUGGCGAUGUUGGACGACAAGCCCAAGUCAACACAACAAUGGCUUCGGAUGGACAUGGAGUUGACAUAAAUAUUGAUUUUGGCAAUAUACAUCAACUUGUAGAACAACAAGAAAUCAAUGAACGUUUUCGUUCUAUUGGACGAAUGUUAACCCGACUUAAACUUCGUAUUGAUCGUAUCGAACAAAUUGUGCAAUCAAAUUUCCGUCUCUCACCUACUGCAUCUCCAUCAGCCUCUGACCAAACAAUAAGUCCACCGCUUACAGCUGUUGCAACAGCACCAGCAGCAGCAACAACGACAACGACAACAACAACAGCAACAACAACAACCACAACAACAACAGUAACAAGAACAGCGACACCACCACCUUCAACAACAUCGUCAACUACAUUUCUUGGCAUGGAAGAUAUAACAUCAAGUGAAAUGGACGUAGAAUCGCAAGGUUCUAUUAACUCAGCUGAAACACUUCAUACGCCACCAACCAGUGCAGGUACUACUUCUGUUGAUAAUUCUUCAUCACCAUCAACGACAACGACUCAUAAUUCGUCUGUAAUAACACCACGAACAGCUCGUGAUUUAACUGAAUUAAUGAAUACAAUCGACAUUGAACAACGUCGAUUACAAGAAUAUUAUCAAACAUAUAUACGUACUAUAACACAAAGCGAUGCUUUUGAUCAGGAAUUGGCCGGUCGUCAACGUUUUUACUCUCUAUAUAAUGAAGCAACACAUCUUAUAUCUCAUAUAUAUCAUAAUAUAACUGAUUUUACUCUUGAUCUUAAUGAUCCAGUUGAGUCGCGCUUAUUACAUUUGGGUGAAUUACCUAUUUCUCAAGCUGGCCUUGCUUCGGUUGCUCAAAAUGGUUCUGGUCAAGACGCAGCAACAAGAAUCAUACCACGUCCUUCCCGAUCGAUUGGUCGACGACCCACAGGUAUGGCAGCUGCUCGUGUCAUGGGUCCAAUACAAAUAUCUGCUGGAACUAAUCCAGGUUUGGUACCAGGUGAAGUUCGAAUGCCAAUUCAAAAUCCAAUGGGUGCUAUGCCUCGCAUGGUAUUUAAUGCUAAUCCACGACCAACAUAUGCCAUGCGUCCUCCUAUGCCAUUAACAGCCAAUAAUGGUGGAAUGCAACAAUCAAUGCGUUUUAAUUUAGGUACAUUGCCAUAUACAUUCAUGCAAAUGGGUCCAGAAGGAAUAACUUUAAAUCAAGUUUCAGCAUCAGUCGUCGCAGAUGUACAAACAGCUAACUCAUCAUCACAACAACAGUCGUCAACAAAUCGACCAACAUUAAAUAAUAUGCCACAAGGUGCAACACAUGUCAUUUCGAGUGGUCCUAUUCAGAUAAAUGGUAAUCAAUUAGAUAGUAAUCUUGCAGCUGAAAUUGCACAACGUGUAUCCAAUAGUUUUCAACAACAUUUUGCUCAGAUGGCUCAUCAACAAACACCCAAUAGCAUAAAUAUGAAUAAUCCAACAAGCAAUAACAAUAAUGAAAUGAAUUUAGCAGAUUCAAUUCUACGUUCAACAUUUGUUCUUCAACCUGAUGCAUCAUCAUCAAUUCGUAAUAAUGAAACAUUACGAUCGCGUUCAGCUGAUUCGCGACCACCAAAUACUAAUCCAGCAACAUCAACCACGACAUCAAGUAUUGAAGAUGAUGACUCGGAUUGGAUUGAUCUACCACCAAUGGAUCUUCCAGUUCCACCACAACAACCUUCGAAUGCACCUGUACUUCCAAUACCUCGUCUUCGAGGACCAGCUAUUAUACAAUCGAUUGAUCGAAGUUUACCAUGUGCAUCACCUUAUUUCACUCAAACACUUCGUCCACCAUUUGAUAAUCCAAACAAUGCAUCCAAUUUAACACCAGAAGAAGCGGCAGCAUUACAGAAUGCUUCUAGUCGCGCUGUUAUCUUUGCAACAGCUCCUCAACGCCAACGCGGUCGUCAUCGUCAUCCAGCUGGACCAUGGGCACAACUUAAUCAGCAGCAACUACAACUGCAACAACAAUUACAACAACAAUUACAACAACAGCAGCAACAACAAAUGCAGAAUUUUAUGUUGGCAUCAGCUGGUGCUCCAACAGGUGCAACAGUUCUUACGCCUGCUGGUCAUGCUUAUAAUAUGACAGCACAUUCAUUUGAAAUUCCAAUGGUUAUUUCAACAACAACAACGACAGCAGCUGAAGUACCACAACAGACAGCAUCUAAUGAUAAUUCUCAACAGCCAUCAGCAGAAAAUGAUGGACAACAAACACAAAUGAAUACAAUUAUUAGUCAAGUUCUUUCACAAAUUUUACCUGGUGUUCUAAGAACUGGCAAUGGACGAGUUCGAUUGAAUAUUGGUCAAAAUAGUCCCAGUAAUAAUAACAAUAAUUCGACGUCACCGACGACACCAUCCCAAGCCAGUGGAACAAAUACAACACAAUCGGCAAUGCCAACAGCUACUAGUAUUCCUGGUGUAACUGCGGGUAAUUUAGAUUUCUCAAAUAUUGCUCGAUCAAUUGGCAGUAUGGUACAAGGAAUAACUGGACGACUUAUUCCAGGAGCAACAUUAAUUUCUCCUAAUUUUACAAUACCUAAUCCAAUGGCAACUGGCUCUUUCUCCUCAUCGUCAACAACAACAACAACAACGACCACAGCAUCAAAUACUAACUCAUCGUCACAGAAUAGCAAUAAUACGACAAGUACAACACCCCUCAAUAGUGAAAAUGAUGCUGUUACUGAACAGAUGCUUACAGAACUUUUACGUUUAUUGGGUGGUGGCCUUGAGAAUCCAGAAUUAGAGAAUCUAACUAUUGGUUCAUUUAUGCAGCGUUUUGGUGAAGAUAUUGAGACUCGAUCAAAUGAUGGUACCAAUCUUAUUAGCGAACUAUUUUCUACAAUGACAUCACGUAUGCAUUUUACUGAUGUCUGGAACCUUGUUUUGGGUAAUCCAGUUGGACUGCGUAUUAAUGAAGCACGCCGAUCAGCAACUGAAUAUCUACAGAAUACUGUACUUCAAGGACGACCUAUAACACCAGAAACACUUGAUGAACUAACCGAUAAGCUUUAUGAAUCACUUUUACAAGAAGCUGCUGUAAAUUUUAAUGACCUUCGAGUUAAACCAAAUAUUAAUGUAGCUAAUGUAAUGAAACGUUUCUUUCGUCAUCAUGCUCGUAAAUUAUUAAAUAUUUUAUUUGAUGAUCCAAAUAAUGUUUGGUUUGAUCAUUUCCGACAACAAUUAAUUUCAAUGCGUAAUGAAUAUUUAACACUAUCAUCAAGAUGUCUUGAAGGUGGAGAAACAGCUGUGAUAGAUUUUAUUCUAAAUCGACAUCGAAUCAUUUUUCGUUCAUCCAAUUCAAUGAUUGUAACAUGGUCUGAAACUUAUCUUCGUACAUCUUUAGCAAAUGCAUUCAAUGCAGUUCGUACAUCACCACCAAAUGUAUCAAGCUAUUUAAUAGAACCUACACCCGUUGUUGAACGUACUGUAAAUGUUACACCAUCAGCAACAACACAACUGAGUAGUAUAAUCAAUAAAAAGGAAUAUGGACGCGAAGCAGCAACACCAACUGCUACAACGUCAUCAAAUUCAUCAUGGACAGCAAAUUUACCCCAAGAUUGGAUUCCAAUUGUUGUUCGCGAUGUGAAUAGUCAACAGAACACACCAGCACAGCCACCAUUUAGUGAUGCUUAUAAAGAAGGUAUGCCACCUAAAAGACGUCGUGUUCAUAUGCGUGAAGAUUUAACUUCAUCAAAUUUAUUGCAAACACUUGUUUUACGUGCAUCAUCAACAAGCUCAUCAAAUAAUCAGUUUACAAAUGUAACAACACCGACACCAGAAAGUGUUCUAGCUGACGAAGCAGCUUCAUCAACACUUGUUAAUACGUUCGAACAAGAACUUAAACGCUUAUUAGAACAACGCUUAAGACAAGAUCGUGAUUACCCGGAAGUAAAAAAUCGUAUGCCGAAUACAAAACGAUAUUUAGAUGGUGACAAAUGA
This is a messenger RNA of Rotaria socialis, 4389 nucleotides long. Lineage: Eukaryota; Metazoa; Rotifera; Eurotatoria; Philodinida; Philodinidae. The record is from the annotation of a GenBank genome assembly.